AUGGUCGUCCCGAGGAACAAAGUCGCAGUGAUCGGGCUUGGUGCCUUUGGUAUCGUAUCUCUCAAGAAUCUCGCCGAAGAGGGUUUCGAUGUGACCGGGUUUGAGCGCAAUCCCUAUGUUGGUGGUCUUUGGAAGUUCACACGGGAGGACAAGACUUCUGUGCUGCCUACAACUAUUGUUAAUAUCUCGAAAGAAAGAGGAUGUUUCACAGACUUCCCGUUUCCUGAUGUUGUCACUCAUGUAUCGCAUGAUGAUGCUCUUAACAAAUGGAUUGUUGAAAUUUCCGAUUCGCCCAAAGAAAUGUUCGACAGGGUCAUCAUCGCGACAGGAAUGAACCAAACACCCAACUAUCCGAAUGUCAAAGGGAUUGAGCUGUUCAAGGGCGAAACGCUCCACUCCAAAUCUUACAAAAGCCCAGAGAACUUCACAGGGAAGAAAGUGUUGGUCUUCGGCUUGGGAAACACCGGCGCUGACACUGCAACAUCACUUGUGGGCUAUGCAAGCGAGAUCUAUGUUUCUCACCGAGAGGGUCUUCCUCGAACCAACAAAGGCCGCCCCAUUGACCACACACUCAACAUUCGCUUGAUCACUUUUCAAAGGCUUCUCGAGCGGUUCUUCCCCAAUCUAUCUGAACGCCUUUUCAAUGGAUUUGUUAAAAAGCUGCAGGAUUCUGCAUUCAAAAUCCGUCCUGAGUGGAAUCUCUCACCAGCUCCUUCGAUCAAAACCAGCACCCCGGUCGUCUCAGACGAGAUCGUCCCAGCGCUUGAGAGUGGUAAAGUUAAAUCUGUCACGGGUGUCAGUUGCGUAACCGGGCCGAAUGAAGUUGAAUUGAUGGGUGGAAGAACUUUGAAGGUAGAUGCUAUCAUUUACUGCACUGGAUACAAACCCAACUUCAGUCUAUUGGAUCACGAAGCUGAUCCAACGGCUGAUACCACACCGAAGUGGACUGCGUCCCAGGGGUCUAGGGGCAAACCGCUGCCUCGCUUGUAUCAGAAUGUUCUGUCUCUCAAGUACCCGGACUCACUCGCAUUCAUGGGGUGCGUGGCAUUUGCAACGGGGGCAUUCGUUCUAUAUGACCUGGCGUCCAUGGCUGUCGUGCAGAUCUGGAAGGGGAACUCGGACCUUCCACCUCAGCACGAAAUGGAGCGGUCGGUUGAUGAGCACCAUGACUGGCUGUGUGGCCUUGCAAAGAAAAGCAAUAUUCACCCACAGCUUGUCAAUGGCCAUUCUUGGUCAGCAUGGGCGGACAAGAUGGCUGGGACUGGGGUUGACGAAUAUUUGGGAUGGGGUUGGAAGGGAUGGUGUUACUGGCUCAAGGAUCGGUCUUUCUGCAACCUCCUCAUGGGAGGUAUCUACAGUCCACACAUCUACCGCUACUUCGAUGGCAAGCGAAGUCGGUGGGACCAAGCGAGGGAAGAAAUCGAGAAGGUGAACGGCAACAUUUCCAAAAACAGGCCCAAAACCGAUUAG
Colletotrichum scovillei is the source of this 1470-nucleotide messenger RNA. RefSeq lists its product as uncharacterized. The record is from RefSeq and is a predicted model, not a curated record. Lineage: Eukaryota; Fungi; Ascomycota; Sordariomycetes; Glomerellales; Glomerellaceae. The transcript has 7 exons. Gene Ontology annotation, molecular function: NADP binding; N,N-dimethylaniline monooxygenase activity; flavin adenine dinucleotide binding. The coding region runs from base 1 to 1470 and encodes 489 amino acids.